This is a messenger RNA of Lotus japonicus, 1345 nucleotides long. Its product is annotated as probable aldo-keto reductase 1. The coding region runs from base 120 to 1139 and encodes 339 amino acids. NCBI's taxonomy places the organism in Eukaryota, Viridiplantae, Streptophyta, Magnoliopsida, Fabales, Fabaceae. The record is from RefSeq and is a predicted model, not a curated record. The transcript is spliced from 7 exons. Gene Ontology annotation, cellular component: cytoplasm.
AUGCUUCCCUAGUGCGUUAGGUUCACCUACCAAACCACACCAACAAACAAACAUUUGAAGAGGAAAAGAAGGGAGAGUGAGAGAGCUGGAACAUUGGAGAGGAAAAGAGAAGCACAAAAAUGGGUGAGAUUCCACGAGUGAAGCUUGGAAGCCAAGGCCUUGAGGUUUCCAAGUUGGGAUUUGGGUGCAUGGGCCUCACUGGAGUGUAUAACUCUCCUCUUCCUGAAGAAGAUGGCAUCUCCUUGAUCAAGUAUGCUUUCAGCAAAGGGAUCACCUUCUUUGACACAUCAGAUGUUUAUGGCCCUCAUGUCAAUGAAGUUUUGGUUGGAAAGGCACUCAAGGACUUGCCUCGAGAUCAAGUUCAGAUUGCCACAAAGUUUGGAAUUGUCAAAUUUGAUUCUGGUAAUGUUAUAGUGAAUGGUACCCCUGAAUAUGUUCGAUCCUGUUGUGAGGCUAGCCUUCAGCGUCUUGGGGUGCAAUACAUUGAUCUCUAUUAUCAGCACCGGAUUGACACCUCUGUUCCCAUUGAGGACACUAUGGGUGAGCUUAAGAAGUUGGUCCAAGAGGGAAAGAUAAAGUACAUAGGAUUAUCUGAAGCUAGUUCUGGUACAAUCAGGAGGGCACAUGCUGUUCAUCCCAUUGCAGCUGUGCAAAUGGAAUGGUCCAUUUGGACUCGUGAAAUUGAGGAAGAUAUUGUUCCGGUUUGCAGGGAACUUGGGAUUGGAAUAGUACCAUACAGUCCCCUUGGCCGUGGAUUUUUCGGUGGCAAGGCUGUCAUAGAAAGUGUACCAGCAAAUAGUUUCCUGGCACUCCAACCAAGGUUACAAGGGGAGAACUUUGACAAGAACAAGAUUUUUUAUCAUAGGCUAGUGAAGUUGGCAGAGAAGCAUGGAUGUACAUCUUCCCAACUUGCUCUUGCGUGGAUGUUUCAUCAAGGAGAUGACGUGGUACCCAUCCCUGGAACAACUAAGAUAAAAAAUCUUGAUAGUAACAUCAGUUCAUUGGAAGUGAAGCUCAGCGAAGAUGAUUUGAAGGAAAUCGAAGAUGCAAUGGCAGUAUCUGAGGUGGUAGGGGAGCGAACUACUGAUGCAUUUGUUAAAUGUUCAUGGAAAUUUGCUGACACUCCGGCAAAAGCAUAGCUAGAUACCAGUUAGGCACUAAUCUAGUCUCCGGCAAGAUUAAUCGGCAUCUGAAUAAAACUAUUACCUUGUGUGGUGUGCUUUAGCUAUGUACAUGUUAUGCAAUCACAUGAUGAGAUAGAUUAAGUUUGAUUUGAAUCCAAGAUUUCCACAUCAUUGUUACCAGCCAAUUUGCUUAAUCACAGUUGGAUUAAUGUUUCCCUGUU